Molecule: messenger RNA, 309 nt
Organism: Mesorhabditis belari
Lineage: Eukaryota; Metazoa; Nematoda; Chromadorea; Rhabditida; Rhabditidae
Source: the annotation of a GenBank genome assembly
AUGACCAAAAUUUGUGUGUUGAUAGCUCUGAUGUCGAUUCUGGGCAUCGCCUUCACAAUGCCAGUUGUUGAAAACGAUGAAAACGCUGCUAUUUUGAGCUUCAAAGAAAAAGUGAUCGAAGAGAUCAGAAAGGUUCCCCCGGAAGUCAUGGAGAAAAUACGCACCGAUUUGGAGAAACAGCUUUCACAAAAUGGUCGACUUGGCCACCAAAUGAAACCGGACAUUUGGAGCGAUAUGAGAGACAGAGCUGUUGAAGAAGUUGUCACUGGGAUUGUGGUCGGUGAUUGUUAUAUUUUAAGAGCUAAACUA